Molecule: messenger RNA, 1195 nt
Organism: Mangifera indica (mango)
Lineage: Eukaryota; Viridiplantae; Streptophyta; Magnoliopsida; Sapindales; Anacardiaceae
Product: ankyrin repeat and SAM domain-containing protein 6-like
Exons: 6
Coding region: 334-960 (208 amino acids)
Molecular function (GO): protein binding
Source: RefSeq, a predicted model, not a curated record
UCACCAAACGGUGCGUAUCAUCAGUUUUAUUGCUGGAAUUUCGAAGGUUAAAGCUCGCUUCCUUUGACGUAGGUCUCGACACCGGAGCCUUAGCCUAUGGAUAAAUCCACUUUGUCUUCUCCUAAUUGUUGCUGCUGUGAUUGUUGACUCUCGAAUCGUUCAGCUGCUAAUAAAUUUCACCACUGUCUCAAAAUCCCUAUAACAAAACCAUUUAUUAUGCAUUUUGAAUAAGGGUUUUAUGUUUUUCCCCCUCUAGAAUUUCAAUUUCAUGUGCUCUCGUUACCCCAAUCUCCUUUAGGGUUAGGGUUAGGGUUUGAGUUCAAAGAUACGAAGAUGUACGCUGAUCGAGUGGAGGCUACCUCCAAGAGGUCAGUUAAGGACCGUUUAAAUGGCAAUUUAACCCUUGACGACUCUACUCGCAGGCCAUCAAUCACUGGCAAAAGGCAGAGGCAAGACGACAAGUGGGAACAUGAUCUUUAUGACAAUGAUGAACGUCAAGCUUCAAAUCGCAUAGUUGGUGUACGAGAUCUUCGUUUAAAGCUGCAAAAGAAAAGCGUACAACAGGUAUCUCAAAGUGGAAAGAGUACUCUUUCAGGUGUGCGAGAUCUUCGUGAAAAGUUAUCUGGGACAAUGAAUUCGCAACCACUGAACUCUGAUCCGCCAAAACCAAAAUUGUUGGCUGCUAAGCCGGCCCGAAAGAGUGUUGCUGCUGAAGCUCCGGGUGCAGAGACCAUAAGAGUUGCUGAUCCAACACUGAGAAAGAAAGUUCAGCAGAAGGCUGAUACAUCAGUUGAUGGGUUUUUGCGGUCAUUGGGUCUUGAGAAAUAUUCCAUUACUUUUCAAGCCGAGGAGGUUGAUAUGGCAGCCCUUGUACACAUGACUGAUGAGGACCUCAAGGCUAUGGGAAUACCAAUGGGCCCAAGAAAGAAGAUACUGCUGGCAUUGGAAUCUAAAGGCUGACAUUUUGGGGUGCAGCUGCAUUUUGAUGUUGGCAUUGAUCCCCAAGUCUGAAACAUGUUUUGUUGUCCUUCAUAAUUGUAGACUUGUGUUUUGGUUGAUAUGAGACUUGGCUUAACAUUUCCCCCCUUUUUUAAUAGUUAUUAUUUUCUCUUUACCAUUUGUAUGCUGAAAUUAGCUUGAAACUAAACUGGAUUUGGAAUUGAUAGUUGCGAAUUUGUAGAAACUUUUUGAUUGA